GCUCGCGCUACGGUACGCCAUUUGUGUCUCGCAGGAAAACGCGCGGACGGAGCAAACAGUCGGUUAACAAGAGGUAGUUUGACCCGGGUUUGAUGACAGCAGUCCACUACACUGUUUAAUGUAAUUAUUGCAGGGAAAUAUAAAGAUACAAGUUUGGCAUCUGUGAAGGAGUCUGAAAGUGACACCAGGAGCAAGGUGCAGAAAGGGGAUUUGAAAAUGGAGGAAAGUACAAGACACUCUCCCAGUAGAAAGGCUGACUCUGGGUCUAAGGAUGGGGAAAACCUCUGCACAGCCUGUGGCUUCUCAGCCAAAUGUCCACGGUCGCUGAAGAUUCACUGCGCACGGAGGCAUGGGAAAAACUCCAAGAACAGUGACAACACUGCAGAGUCAACUGCAAAAAGUGAUGAAAAUAUCAGUGAUGUCAGUCUAGAUGAAAAACAACUGGAGGCAGACAUGGAGACUGAGAGUGGAGUUGAGGAGUCUGACCUUUUGGAACUGAGGUCAGAAGCCAAUGACAAUGGGAAGAGUUUAACUAAGAAGCAGCGGGCAGUAGAUAAACAGCAGGCCGACCAAGGGGAGGUGAACCCUACCCAAGAGAGAAGAGUAAGCAAGCGGACCCCUAAACCUAAGAUGAUUUACUCCUGCAACUACUGCGGGCAAGAAUUUAGGGACAAAACUCCUCUAGAUGUUCACAUCCAGAGAUCCCACAACAAAGGUACACCAUACACAUUUGAUGCUGAUGAGAACAUGGAUGAUGAAGAGGAAGCUGAGGUUUCUGGCGACCCUGUGAAGGCCACUGAGAUACGAGUGGCGACCAAACAUGCGCACAGCAGGUUCCUGCUGAAGUGUGAACACUGUGAAUUCAGGCUCAGUACCCCUGCGCUGCUGGAGAACCACACUCGGCUCAAACACCUGGACCAGGAGUGGUACCGCUGCAAAUUGUGCAACUAUUUUUCGGCCACACCAGAGUGGAUGGAAGCUCACCUGUCCUCAGAUAACCACAUGCAGCUGCAGGCCGUGAAGCAAAACGCUGAAUCUUCCUCAUUUCAUGUCUACGUUGAAUGUGUAAAGAGGGAACUUGUGGGAGAUGGUGCAAAUAUAGAUGAUAUUGCUCAGCCUGGUGGAGUGUUGACAGAAGGAGACCAGGAAACUGAAAAGGCAGUUGAGGCAGCCGAAGCUGAGUUGGUGGACGAUUUAGAGCUUGAACCCCCCAGAAAAAAAAGGGGAAGACCAAAGCAAGGGUCCACAACCACCUGUGGUUACUGUGGCCUGGUAGUGUCCAACGCUACCAACCUCAGUGUUCAUGUUCGCCGGAAACACAGCAAAGAGUAUGGAUACAGCUGCACUCUGUGCAACUACAACUGCGUGACCAAAGGAGACAUGGACCGUCACUGUAUCACCAAGAAACAUGUUAGACGUGCACAAGAGUGUGCAAAAAAGAACCCCGUCCACAAUCCCACAAGCGGGUCACAGCAGGAAUCCACAAGUUCUCAAGCCCAGCAACCUAGCGCAGCCUCACCCACCACAGACAAAGAGCAGGAAUCGAACAACACAGAGAACAGCGCACAAGAGCCAACACAGUCAGACACAAGCCAGAGAAAAAGUAAAUAUGACUCUAUUAACGCUUGCAGCGACUGCGAUUUUGUUGCCCAUUCCCUCCCUUCGCUCCAUCUCCAUGUCAAGCGAAAGCACACCAAAGAUUUUGAGUAUGUCUGCUUAGCUUGCAGCUACUAUGCAGUAACAAGCAGGGAAAUGUCUCGCCAUGCAAACACAGAGAAGCACAAACUGAAAAGCCAGAGAUACCUGGAGCCACUGGGCGGUGAGGGCCGAAGAGCUUCGCCAAAGGACGUCAUCGAGCUUCCUGGGGUGAACCCUGAAGAGUCUGAAUCCUGCUCAAAUGACAGUCAAGCUACAGAAAGUCAGGACACAGCUGUGACCCCCAUCGCCAAAGAAUCGGUCGAUGCUGUGGUUAUUGUCGCUGGCAGUGAUGAUGAGAAGCAAACAGAGAAUAUUGCAUCCUCGACUGAUGUUGAAUCUGAUCCAGACAACAAGACUGCUACAGAACCGUGUGAAGCCCAGCAGGCCCCUGAAAACCUGCAACCUGCAGCUGAUGAGUCUCCACAGCAGGAGAGCCAGGAGGAAGGGGAUAGAGAGGCAGACAGUGAACAUGUGAAUGCUGAUGUGAUGAGUGUGGAUGAAAAAAGUGACAGCUCACAUUCAGACACGCAAAUGUCCAAAGUCCUUUUCCUUGAAGCAUGCAUUGUUUCUAUGAAGGCCCUUGCUGAGCAGGAGCAGGUGCUGGAGGAAGAUCUGGCUCUGGAAGGUGAGGCCGCUGUGAUAUGUCUGACUGGAGGUUCCCCUGUGAUCUCUGACCACUCGACCCCCAGUUAUGCAUAUGUUAAGACACUCAGACCCAAGGAAAUGAAGGUCAGGGAGAAAGUCAAAGCUAGUGGCGCUCGCAUACGCUGCGAGGACUGUGGCUUUAUAGCUGAGGGCAUGAGCGGCCUCAACGUCCACAUAUCGAUGAAGCAUCCUUCCAAGGAGAGGCACUUCCACUGCCUGGUGUGUGGCAAGUCGUUCUACACCGAGAGCAACCUGCACCAGCACCUGACCAGUGCCGCCCACCUCCGCAACGAGCAGAACAGCGUUGAGGAGUUGCCUGAGGGGGGAGCGAGCUUCAAGUGCGUGAAAUGCACUGACCGCUUUGAGUCGGAGCAGGAUCUGUUUGUUCACAUCAAGGAGAAACACGAGGAGCUCCUCCGAGAGGUCAACAAGUACGUGGUGGAGGACACGGAGCAGAUCAACAGAGAGCGCGAGGAGAACAAGGGCUGCGUGUGUAAAUACUGUGGCAAGGUGUGCAAGAGCAGCAACUCCAUGGCCUUCCUGGCACACAUUCGCACCCAUACUGGAUCCAAGCCUUUCAUGUGCAAGAUCUGCAACUUUGCUACGGCUCAGCUGGGAGACGCCAGGAACCACGUGAAGAGACACCUGGGCAUGAGAGAGUACAAAUGUGACAUCUGUGGAUGGGCCUUUGUGAUGAAGAAACACCUCAGCACACACCUACUGGGAAAGCAUGGAGUCGGGCAGCCUAAAGAGAGGAAGUUUGAAUGUGAGUUGUGUGAGCGCACCUUCAGUGAAAAAUGGGCCCUGAACAACCACAGGAAACUGCACAGUGGGGAGAAGCCGUACAAGUGCGGCUGGCCGUCCUGCCACUACGCCUUCCUCAACCUGUCGGCCAUGAAGGACCACUACAGGACACACACUGGAGAGAAGUCUUAUCUGUGUGACCUGUGUGGUUUUGCGGGAGGCACGAGACACGCCCUCACCAAGCACAGACGCCAGCACACGGGAGAAAGACCCUUCAAAUGCAAGCUCUGCAACUUCGCCUCCACUACACAGUCUCACCUAUCGCGGCACAAACGUGUUCACACCGGGGAGAAACCAUACCGCUGCCCCUGGUGCGACUACAGAUCUAACUGUGCUGAGAAUAUUCGGAAGCACAUUCUCCAUACGGGAAAACAUGAGGGCGUGAAGAUGUACAACUGUCCCAAAUGCAGCCACGCCACCAACUCUCCCACUGAUUUCCGAAACCACCUGAAGGAGAAUCAUGCUGAUAUCGAGAAUCCAGACCUGGCCUACCUACAUGCAGGUAUUGUGUCCAAGUCCUUCGAGUGUCGUCUGAAGGGCCAGGGGGCCACAUUCGUGGAGGCAGAGGAAAUGGACUCGCCUGUGCACAGGAAGGGCUCAUCAGACAUGUCCGCACACGACGAGCAAGUCCAGCAGGUCAUCAUCAUCCAGGGCUAUGGCGGCGGGGAGGUGGCCAUCGACCAGGCCUUGGAGGAAUCGGCUGCUGCCACCCUGCAGACGCUGGCCAUGGCUGGCCAGGUGGCCGAGGUGCUGCACAUCACCGAGGACGGACAAGUUAUCGCCUCGGGAAGGGAAGUGGCAUCUGGCGGGGCACACCUGGCGGGAGACAGCACCCAGUUUGUGGUGCUGGAGUCGGGCGAGGCCAGGGAGGAGUUGCAGGCCGUUGCCAGAGGAGGCAUGGCGGUUACAGCUGUGGGAAAAGGCCACAUUGUUUCCGAGUCGUCCACAGCCCUGGACGCUCUGCUCAACGCUGUUAGCGAGAUGGGCCAUCAGGAAGCGCAAGGAGAAGAAACCGUCAUUCACGAGGUCUUGAGCCCUGAGAUAGGCGAGGCCGAGCAGGGCGAGGUGAAACAGGAGCAGAAUGAGGUUCAGGUUAUCGAGCAGAGCAGCCAGGCGCAGAUGCAGGAGGUGCUGCAGCUGGCGGCGUCACAGAUGAUGAAGCAAGGUCUGACCCAAGUCAUCGUCAAUGACGAGGGCACUCACUACAUUGUGACGGAGCUGGACAAUUGCACCUUACAGGUGGAGGGAACCAUGUAUGGAGAGGCAGGGGCAGGUGGGGGGGAGGGGCAGCAGGGUGAGCAGCAGGCUACAGAAGAGAUGGUGGUGUAUUUGGACGGAGCGCCUCAUAAUUUAGUCCUGGAAGGAUAGAAGAGACAGAUGAAGUCAUGAAGGUAAAGAUUAGUUAUUUUACCGUUUCCUGUUGAAACCUGAGGAAGCCUGCGUUAGGCCCAAUUGUUUGUCUGGGAAUCAGUCUCUUCACGCUUCCUCUUCCCUCAUUCCCUUUGAUUUCACUCAGUUUGAUUCUUUUCUACUCCUCUUUUCAGUUGUCUUACUCUUACUCCCUUCUAUUGGGCUAUGUUAACUCAGGUUAAACCUCCUUUUAUUUAGAGGAUCAGUGAAGGAAAGAGGCAUAGUUGCUUAUUGACUGCAUUAACAACUUUAAUAAUACCAUUUCUUCCUCCAAUAUUCUGGCUCACUAUAAAAGGAAAUGCAUCUUCUGUAAAGAGUAAAGAGUCUUCGUGACGCAUUUGUGUUUUAUCAUCUCAAAUUUGAUUUUGCUGUUAUAGAGUUUAGCUCAUGUGUCCUUUGCCUGUUCUUUUGAUUAAUUUGUCUAGUUUCCCUUCCAUUCUUUGUAGCGAUAAGCGUAAUGUCAGUUACAAACCAAUAAUUGGAUGGAUUUUGAAGAAAGAAACAGAUUUUGUAGAUGCUUUAUGUUGUGACAAAAUAGAACCAAUAAGUAUCCAUAUCAGCUUUUUUUUUUAAACACGUUACUAUUUGAAAAACCUCUAAAAACAUUCAUGAAGUUUGUCACAAUAAAGAGUGCACCUAAU
This is a messenger RNA of Platichthys flesus (European flounder), 5198 nucleotides long. It is a transcript of the gene znf407, whose product is annotated as zinc finger protein 407. Gene Ontology annotation, biological process: regulation of transcription by RNA polymerase II. NCBI's taxonomy places the organism in Eukaryota, Metazoa, Chordata, Actinopteri, Pleuronectiformes, Pleuronectidae. Gene Ontology annotation, cellular component: chromosome. The coding region runs from base 217 to 4515 and encodes 1432 amino acids. Gene Ontology annotation, molecular function: zinc ion binding; chromatin insulator sequence binding. The transcript has 10 exons. The record is from RefSeq and is a predicted model, not a curated record.